AUGUCUUCCGACGACUGUAACGGUCGCCUAUCUUUGUGCUCCCCUUCUCGCUCUUUCGCGAUUUCCAAUCUCGUCUUCGUCCUUGGUGUCCUCAAGAUUGUGACCUUGGUCUCCUUCUACGUUGUUGUUAUCAUGGCUGGACUGGCCUUCGAUGUCUACCGCUGCCAGCUCGACCCUUCGACGCUCCAGGAUCCUGAUCUAUUCAUUCAUUCACCCAGGCUUCAGGAAGCGGAGAAAGCUGUCUUCCCCUUGAAGGCUACUUCUUCGUCAGCUACAUGUACUUCAUCUCCAUCAGGCUUCCCUUCGUCCUCAUCGUCCCCGGCCAUCCUGGAAUCAUCUUUGGACAGCCCUCGUCUGGUACCUGAGCCUCGGCUACACUGGAGCAUCAGCUGUUCCGACAUUAGCCCGCAGUUUCACAACGCUCCGAUAGGCCCUGGCCACCAUAUCCAUGCGCUGUUCUCCGAUGCGUGGAGCGAGAACGCCGUUCUCCUGAAGCAGCUCUUACGUGUGCAGGAUGCUCUCGAUACCGCCAACUCUGAUAUCGACAAUCUCGUACUGGCGAACUUGACCAUGACCAACCAGAUGGACCGUUUUACGCGCGAUCUGGAGAUCGAGCAGUCUGCCAACACUGCACUCCGCUUCGAGAUCGCAAACCUUAAGGCCGAGCGCGACAAACUCAUAGCCGAGAAGAAGUCAUCUGACUUGCAGCAAGAACACGGUGAAGAAGUCCAAGCAUUGCAAGGAACGCUCGUCCGGACGAAGAGGGAGCUCGAAGGAGCCAAGAGGGAGCUCAGGAAGUUGAAGAGAGCAGCUGCAGGAAUCCCUGAAUUGAAGAUAAUAUCUCCUGACGGGAAAGUUAUACCCCACAUCACUACCUCGAGCAGCACUGAUUCCUUGAACGAAGAUCGAAAUAUCGCGAUGAGGGAACGCCUUACGCUCGCGUACACAGAGGUUGUCGGUCUUAGGGACCAGUGCGAAGCUUUGCGGCGUCAUGCAGAUGAAAAUGCAGAGUUGCAGGAGGAUGUCAAGCAGCUUCUCGCACAGCGAUCGGGUCUCUGGGAUCAGGUUGAAGCGGCCACCAGUGCCUGUCGCAAGCUGGAGGAGGAGAACAAGAAAUAUUUCCGCCAGUUUGUGGAGAUUAGAGCUGAGCUAACCAAGGUAGAGAAGAGAACUGGAAUCGCGAUUUCAGUCAUCGAAGAAGAGGAGGAAGAGCCCGAAAUAGCAGGCAAAGCUGAAUUCGAGGUUCCACCGACUAAUCAGGGUUGUCGUUCGGCAUUUGAUGACGACUCUGACGACGAGUCCAUUACUUCCUCGGUUUCGUGUUAUUCGAUGGCAUCCACAGAUGACUUUGACGAAUGCACGGAUUUUGCAUUCGACGUCGUUCCGGGCUCACCCCUCGCGGAUGCAAUUUCCGUGUAUGCCAGUAUCCACCAGCCUAUUGGUGUCAGUCAUCGUCCAUUUGUUAUACGUCGUGGUCUCGGUAUUCCCAUCGUCCGUCCUUCCUGGCCUCCCGCUAGCUCCGUUGUUACCCCUUUCGACGAAGCGUCCCCUAAGCGGAAGUUGGCUCUGGAUCUGGAUGAUGCGACGCCCAAGACUCGUCGGAAGCACGACGAAUUCGGUCGCAGGCUGUUCCUUUGGUUUGCGGUGGUUCUGGUUCCGGUUGCAUCGUUCGGCUGGGAUGCUUUCCCUCGGGGAUCCUGA
Suillus subalutaceus is the source of this 1701-nucleotide messenger RNA. RefSeq lists its product as uncharacterized. The transcript is spliced from 8 exons. Lineage: Eukaryota; Fungi; Basidiomycota; Agaricomycetes; Boletales; Suillaceae. The record is from RefSeq and is a predicted model, not a curated record. Bases 1 to 1701 code for a protein of 566 amino acids.